AGAGGGAGGCUCAAGGGCUAAGAAAACCAUUGGUGGAAUUGCAGCUAAUUCACAGUGGGUGGGAAUGACAGCAUCCCGGUUUCCGGUUCCGGCAGUACCAGGAUCCCAGUCGAGAUGGAGGAAGAUGCGAACCGAGUCUGGCUGUCACUGGGAAUGGAGGGUAGUGCGGGGACUGCGGUCUAGGAAUUCAGGGCUGGAGUUCUCAGACGCGGCCGAACCACCGGGGUCUGAGAAGGUAAGCAACAGCGGUGCUUGGGUGCCUUGAGGGGUAGGAGGUACCUAAGGAUCGACUUGUCGAGGAGGCAGCGGAUGUCUGCUCUGCGGGGCUACAUCGCCAUGGGAAGCCGCCUUGCAAAUUUGGCUACGAAAGGCAAGUCCGGCGAGGCGUCUCUUCCUGACAUGGGAGCAUGAGAGGCUGACGACCAGAGAAGCAUGGCGAGGGGCAUACCCAAGGAUCCUGAAUUGGCGGUGCAAGAGCCGGACCGAAGGUCUUUGGGCACAAUGGAGGACAAGAGAAACAUCCAGAUCAUCGAGUGGGAACACCUGGACAAGAAGAAGUUCUAUGUGUUUGGUGUGGCGAUGACCAUGAUGAUCCGGGUUAGCGUGUACCCCUUCACCCUCAUCCGCACCCGGCUGCAGGUUCAGAAGGGCAGGAGCCUCUACCAUGGGACUUUUGAUGCCUUUGUCAAGAUCCUGCGAGCCGAGGGAGUGACUGGCCUCUACCGGGGGUUCCUGGUCAACACCUUCACACUCAUCUCUGGCCAGUGCUACGUCACCACUUAUGAGCUUACCCGGAAGUUUGUAUCCGACUACAGCCAGAGUAACACAGUCAAAUCACUGGUAGCUGGCGGCUCCGCCUCCCUGGUGGCCCAGAGCAUCACCGUGCCCAUCGACGUAGUCUCUCAGCACCUGAUGAUGCAGCGCAAGGGGGAGAAAAUGGGUCGCUUCCAAGUUCGGGGGAACCUAGAAGGACAAGGGCUAAUUGCCUUUGGCCAAACUAAGGACAUCAUCAGGCAGAUCCUGCGGGCUGAUGGGCUUCGUGGCUUCUACCGAGGCUACGUGGCCUCACUACUGACAUACAUCCCAAACAGUGCUGUAUGGUGGCCCUUUUAUCACUUCUAUGCAGAGCAGCUGUCGCACCUGUGUCCUCAGGAGUGUCCUCACAUUGUCUUCCAAGCCAUCUCUGGGCCCCUGGCUGCAGCCACUGCCUCCAUCCUCACCAAUCCCAUGGACGUCAUCCGAACCCGUGUGCAGGUUGAAGGCAAGAGCUCCAUCAUCCUGACCUUCAGACAGCUGAUGGCAGAAGAGGGGCCUUGGGGCCUCAUGAAGGGCCUCUCGGCCCGAAUCAUCUCGGCUACACCCUCCACCAUCGUCAUUGUGGUGGGUUAUGAGAGCCUCAAGAAACUCAGCCUCCGACCUGAGCUGGUGGACUCAAGACACUGGUAGACAGUGGUGGACAAAGAGGCUGUGGUUUCACACAUUAUUCUGGGCCAGGGUAGAGCAGGGAGGUUAGUACCCUUGUGAAUGCCACCAUGAAUACCCAUCCUGCUCCCUGACAGGUGACCUAUCUGGGACAAGAGAAGAAACUCUGGACGGGUCCUGCUGCAGAAGUUCUGUGCCUGGCUUCCCUGUUCCCAGUAACUUUAUUUCUCCUGCAGAUCUGGGCCCCUCACUAGGUCCUUGUACUCAGUCAUGGCCUGAAGGUCAACCUCCACGGGACCCUGUGGACCCUGUCAGCCCCUCACUGGUGCCCCUUUCUCUGUGUCUGUCCCUCGGGACUGGAGAAGAACUGCUAUAGAGUUUGCUUGUCCCCUGCUUCUUCCUCUUGAGUCUUUAAGCCAAGGCUCUAAGCAAAACUACCCAUGAUUUAUUUUUUAUGCUUGCUUAUUUUAAAUUUGGGACCUGAGUUGUCCACUGGACUACUAUGCUUUGCCCUGCCUUUUGGGGACAAAAGGUAGUAGCAAACACUCUUCUCUAGGAGUUACCAGGAGGGAGAAAUGCCAAGGCUUUACUUGUGUGUAUAUUUGGACGUCUGUGAACCAGACAACUAACUCUGAGAGCAUCAGGCCUGCUGUCAGAACCCACUCCUUGCAGAAGUGGAAAACUGUGAUGUCCAUCCCCAUUCUUUAUCCCUUCCCUGUCCCUUCAGGCCUGGGAACCUGAAGACUAGGAUGGGCUGUUGGCCUCCGUUGGCCCAGGAGACUACAAUGGAGGCCACAGUUCAAAGUGGAUCAGACUUACUGGAGUACACUGGACUUGGAACAUUGCCCUAAAGCCAGGUUGAGAGAGCCACUGGCUUGGAAAGUUAUGAGAGAGUGUGUGCUCCUCACUGUUAUCUCCUCAGGCUAGCUGAGCCAAGCCCAGGAGGCAGCAGUGGAGGUUCUGAGCCCCAGGCAACAAUGCCACACACAUAACAUGUCACUCAGAUGAAUAGCAACAGGUGUCUCACAGUGGGACUCUGGAAUAUGAACUGUCCUUGUUUUUCUUGUCCUUGGUUGUGAAGUGUCAUCCCAGUCAUGGUACCCUGUGCUGGCAACAGUAAGAAGAAUAGUCAGGAAGGCACCCAAGGCCAGGCCCACUGCAGUUACCAGCCUCAUACUGCCAAAAUCGUUGCUGCUGCCGCAGGAGCCCCUUCCCUGCCUCCACCAAGCCUGUGCAGGAGGUGGAGAGGCAUGGCACUUGGAUGGAAGAAGGCAGUCAUAUCUUGACUUCCUGCUUAUGAUGACGGCCUGGAUGAUGCUUUCAACCUUUUGUAGUGGUCCCAUGCCUUGGGAAAUGCCAUGGUGCCAAUUUGGAAGGUGCUAGCUAAAUGAAGCCUUCGUGUUUCUCACUGCUGCUCCACAUUCCCCCAUCCUGACCUUUGAACCCUUUGCUUUCAUUUGUCUCCGUGUAGUAGUUGUUUUGAGACAGGGUCUCAGACAUGUCCUAGGCUGGGUUUGAUUCUCUAUGUAGCAGGGGAUGACUUUGAACUCUUGAUUCUCCACCACCUCCUGAGUUCUGGGUUUACAGUACCCUGCCAGGGCUCACUUCCUGCACUUUAUUGAGAGACUCCUCCAAUUUUGUCCACAAUCAUCCGAAGGGUACAGCCCACAGUAAAUUUUGAAAUUUUUUAAAGAUUUUAUUUAUUUAUUAAUUAUGUAUACAACAUUCUGCUUCCAUGUAUAUCUGCACACCAGAAGAGGGAACCAGAUCUCAUAACGGAUGGUGGUGAGCCACCAUGUGGUUGCUGGGAAUUGAACUCAGGACCUCUGGAAGAGCAGCCAGUGCUCUUAACCUCUGAGCCAUCUCUCCAGGCCAAAUUUUGAAAUUUUUGCCCCCUCUACCUUAAGAACUGUCAAUACAAUGGAAGCAAGGACUCCUCUCAAGUUUUUCCUAUAACAACCUUUGCCCCCAUAUUUGUCUCUCUCGUCUUUCUUUGGUCCAACCUUACUGGGGCGAUGUGUGGACCGCACAAGAGGUCCCCGCCUUUCAUGCCUUAGGUUAUUUCUCCUCCUGACUUCUUGUACGGUGUUAAAGUCUCCCUCUCCUGCCCCUUCCCCCCCAUUCCUCUGUUCCCCUCUAGUUUGAAAGGACAAUGCUCGUAAAGGUAAAGGGACCCCUCUCCUGACCCCUACUUUCCCAAGGUCAGGGGCUAGGAUUGGCCUUGGUGACGAUGGGCAAGUGGGCGCCCGUUUUUCCAAAACUGGAGAGCAAGACAGCCAGAAAUUUUAACCUGUUGGUCCGUAACCUAAUUAUGAAACUUUAGAAAAGACAGGAAAACUGGAGGGACAUGGGAAAGAAAAUGCACUUAAGCAUUUGGUAAGAAUGGACUUUUGAGGAUAUUAGCUGCGAAUAUUCACUGUUGCACUGUAUGAAAUCUUUGAAAUGUAAUUAAAAGUUUUUAUUGAACCCCUAA
Cricetulus griseus (Chinese hamster) is the source of this 3895-nucleotide messenger RNA. NCBI's taxonomy places the organism in Eukaryota, Metazoa, Chordata, Mammalia, Rodentia, Cricetidae. The record is from RefSeq and is a predicted model, not a curated record.